Molecule: messenger RNA, 1047 nt
Organism: Arctia plantaginis
Lineage: Eukaryota; Metazoa; Arthropoda; Insecta; Lepidoptera; Erebidae
Source: the annotation of a GenBank genome assembly
AUGGGAUCUGCUACAUCUACGACAGCUCUGCAACUAGCCCAAAUACCUAUAGCUCUACUGACAUAUCUGGGACUCGAUGGAGUAUCAUGGCCAGAACAAGCCGUUCUGAAAAAUAAUACUUCAUACGACUAUAUAGUUAUCGGUGCUGGUAGUGCAGGGUCUGUAGUAGCAACGAGAUUAGCAGAAGAUCAACAGAAUAGUGUGCUAGUUUUAGAAGCCGGGGGUGAUCCACCUAUCAUCGCGCUUUUGGCGGGAUUGUUCGUAGCAUUACCUCACUCAAUUGCUGACUACAAUUAUACUUCUACCAUCGACCCUUAUGCAGCUAGAGGCCAAGACAACUAUACUAUGUUGACGGCAGGGAAGACUCUUGGAGGUUCUGACACUAUCAACCAUUUUUUACAUAUUCGAGGUUCGCCAUCGGACUUCGAUGGUUGGGCUGAAAUAUCUGGGGAUGAUUCUUGGAAAUAUACCAACAUUUUAAAAUACUUUAUAAAAAGUGAAAGGGUCGACGACAAAGAAAUACUAAAAGAACAUCCUGAUUAUCACGGCACGACCGGACCUAUGGGCCUCACCAGACAAGAAGUAGAUUAUGAUGAACUCGAAGAUUACCCAAAAGCUUUUGGUGAGGCUGGAGCACUCGUUCGUUUAAGGAGUCCUGAAAUCACCAUGAACUAUUUCUCAGACCAAGAAGAUUUAGAAGAUAUGUUAAAGUAUGUAAAAGAUUUUAUCAGAAUUGGGGAAACGGAUACUUUUAAAAAUAUGAAAGCAGAAAUUGUUGGUUUAGAUUUGCCGGAAUGUGCAGACAAGGAAAGAGGGUCAGAUGAGUUCUGGAAAUGUUAUAUUCUUAAUAGAGCCAUAAGUGUUUUCCAUUCCUCAUGCACUUGUCCUAUGGGAACUGUUGUUGAUGGUGAACUGAAACUUAAAGGAUUUGAAAAUAUCAGAAUAGUAGAUGCUAGUGUUAUGCCUAAGGUCCCUAAGAGCGCUCCAAAUGCAGCAAUUAUAAUGUUGGCCGAAAAAGCGGCAGAUAUGAUAAAAAGUAAGUUGUAA